Aphis gossypii (cotton aphid) is the source of this 774-nucleotide messenger RNA. It is a transcript of the gene Apf, whose product is annotated as bis(5'-nucleosyl)-tetraphosphatase [asymmetrical]. The coding region runs from base 221 to 667 and encodes 148 amino acids. The transcript is spliced from 3 exons. Lineage: Eukaryota; Metazoa; Arthropoda; Insecta; Hemiptera; Aphididae. The record is from RefSeq and is a predicted model, not a curated record. Gene Ontology annotation, biological process: ATP biosynthetic process; AMP biosynthetic process. Gene Ontology annotation, molecular function: bis(5'-nucleosyl)-tetraphosphatase (asymmetrical) activity.
AAUUUUAUCAUUUAUAUCUAUUAUCUGUGCGUACAUCUUAAUUUCUUUAAUUUUUAAAUUCUUUAUUUUAAUUAUCUAGGAAAAAAAAAUAAGGAUUUUUUAAAAACGUUCAACCAUUUUAUAUAACAACCUUUUAAGUUAUUUUAACUUACUAAACUAUAGUAAGGUUUUCUAUUAAAUUAUAAAAAUUUAAGUAUUUGUUAAAACUUAAAAGUAAAUCAUGUCUAAGGCUGUAAGAAAAGCAGCUGGAUUUGUAGUUUAUAGAAAAAACUGUGAUGAAAUAAUUGAGUACUUACUUAUGCAAGCAUCUUAUGCAAAUCAUCAUUGGACUCCACCAAAAGGUCACUUAGAGGAAAACGAAUCCAACAUGGAUGCAGCUGUUAGAGAAACUGAUGAGGAAGCUGGUAUUAAAAUGAAAGACCUUAGUGUUGAUCAUAAUUUUGAAAAAGUGUUGAAGUAUGAACCAAAAGACAAACCAUUUACCAAACAAGUCACAUAUUAUUUGGCUCGAUUAAUUAAUCCUGAAACAUCAGUAGUGUUGUCGAAUGAACACCAGGAUUACAAAUGGUUGCCUCUUGUAGAAGCUAAACAUUUGGCAUCUUAUCCUGAAAUGCAAGAAUUAUUGGAUGAUUGUGAAAAUUAUUUAGUUAAAACCAAUGUUAAGUAGAUUAUUAUAAGUAUUCUUGUUAUUUAUGAAUUAAAUCGCAUUAAAAUUAAUUAAUAAACAAAUCCAUGUUGUUAUUUAAAUAAAUUAUAUUAAUUAAUUAAAAAUAA